Populus nigra (black poplar) is the source of this 4146-nucleotide messenger RNA. RefSeq names its product disease resistance protein UNI-like. The record is from RefSeq and is a predicted model, not a curated record. Lineage: Eukaryota; Viridiplantae; Streptophyta; Magnoliopsida; Malpighiales; Salicaceae. Gene Ontology annotation, molecular function: ADP binding.
AUGGCUAUCGAAAGUGUUGGUGAAUCCAUUGUAUCUAAGAUCGCAGAACUCUUGGUGGAACCAGCAAUAAGGCAGUUCCGUUACAUGUUCUGUUUCAACAAUUUUGUUUAAGAAUUCAAUGAACAAAAGAAGAACCUGGCUUUGACACUAGAUCGUUUGCAAAAGGCUGUCGAAGUUGCUGAAAGGAAUGCUGAAGAAAUUGAGAAAGUUGUCAACAAAUGGCUGGAGGAUGCAAACAACGAAAUUAAAGGUGUGAAUCCUUUGGAAAAUGAAACGGGAAAAAAUGACAAAUGCUUUACUUGGUGUCCAAAUUGGAUACGACAAUUCAAGUUAAGCAAGGCACUGGCAAAGAAGACGGAGACUUUGAGAAACCUUGAAGAAAAUAGCAAAAAGUUUCCAACAGUGUCCCACAAAGCACCUCUUCAAGACAUAGAAUUUUUUCUUCCAUCAAAGGGUUUCACACCCUCAGAAUCAUCAAAAGAAGCUUUUGAACAAAUUAUGAAAGCUCUCAAAGAUGACAGUGUUAAUAUGAUCGGACUGUACGGCAUGGGAGGGGUUGGUAAAACCACCCUGGUGAAAGAAGUAGGCAGGAGAGCAAAAGAGUUGCGUCUUUUUGAUGAAGUUUUGAUAGCCACGGUGUCCCAGAAUCCAAAUGUCACAGACAUUCAGGAUCAAAUGGCAGAUAGUUUAGGUUUGCGUUUUGACGAGAAAAGUAAAAAAGGGAGAGCAGAUCGAUUAUGGCAGAGACUGCAGGGAAAGAAGAUUCUUAUAAUUGUAGAUGAUGUCUGGAGAGUUAUUAACCUGGAAGAGAUAGGGAUCCCAUUUGGUGAUGCUCACGGGGGUUGUAAAAUUCUUCUAACAACACGUCUUAAGGAUAUAUGUUCAUAUAUGGAGUGCCAGCAAAAUGUAUUGUUAAGUCUCUUAUCUGAAAAUGAAGCAUGGGCUUUAUUCAAAAUCAAUGCAGGUUUACAUGAUGAGGACUCUACCUUGAACACAGUGGCAAAGAAGGUUGCGAGAGAAUGUAAAGGAUUGCCUAUAGCACUUGUGACAGUGGGAAGGGCUUUAAGAGAUAAAUCUGCUGUUGAGUGGGAAGUAGCGUCUAAAGAGCUCAAAAACUCUCAAUUUCAGCACAUGGAACAAAUUGAUGAAGAAAAAAAUGCAUAUGCAUGUCUUAAGUUGAGUUAUGCUUAUUUGAAGCACGAGAAAACCAAAUUAUGUUUCUUGCUAUGCUGUUUAUUUCCAGAAGAUUACAACAUUCCAAUUGAGGACUUGACGAGAUAUGCAGUUGGCUACGGGUUACAUCAAGAUGCGGAGUCCAUUGAAGAUGCAAGGGAACGAGUUUAUGUGGAGAUAAAAACCCUCAAAGAUUGUUGUAUGCUGUUAGGAACUAAAAGUGAAGAAUAUGUGAAAAUGCAUGACUUGGUUCGUGAUGUUGCUAUUCAGAUAGCAUCAUCAGAAAAAUACGGAUUCAUGGUAAAGGCUGGCUUUGGGUUGAAGGAGUGGCCAAUGAGCAAUAAAAGCUUUGAAGGUUGUACUGUAGUUUCGUUAAUGGGCAAUAAACUAGCAGAACUUCCUGAAGAAUUGGUGUGUCCACAGCUCAAAGUUCUUUUAUUAGAACUGGAUGAUGAUUUGAAUGUUCCAGAGAGGUGUUUUGAAGGGAUGAAAGCAAUAGAAGUUUUGUCUCUACAUGGAGGGUGUUUGUCAUUGCAAUCACUUGAACUCUCAGCGAACCUUCAGUCGUUGCUGUUGAGAAGGUGUGAAUGCAAGGACCUCAAUUGGUUGAGAAAGCUGCAAUGACUUAAGAUUCUUGUUUUCAUGUGGUGCGACUCCAUUGAAGAAUUACCUGAUGAAAUUAGGGAGCUCAAGGAGUUAAGGUUGUUGGAUGUUACAGGUUGUGAAUUGCUAAGAAGGAUUCCUGUGAAUUUGAUUGCAAGGUUGAAGAAGUUAGAAGAACUGUUGAUCGGGGAUGAGAGCUUCAAGGGAUGGGAUGUUGUUGGAUGUGACAGCGCAGAAGGAAUCAAUGCAAGCCUAACAGAACUAAGUUCGCUGUCUCAUUUAGCUGUAUUAUCAUUGAUGAUACCGAAGGUUGAAUGCAUUCCCAUAGAUUUUGUUUUUCCCAGGUUGCUCAAAUAUGAUAUUGUGUUAGGGAAUGGGUAUUCAAUAACAGCAUACCCAACCUCGACAAGAUUAUUAUUGUCCUCUGAUCAGAUGACCACCCAUGGCCAUGGGUCGCAAAAGGACUUCUUACAAAGAUUAGAAUAUGUCAAAGUGAUAGAAUGUGGGGUUAUUCGCACUCUGUUUCCAGCAAAAUGGCGGCAAGCUUUGAAAAAUCUAAGGAGAGUGAAAACUUAUGACUGCAAAUCAUUGGAAGAGGUAUUUGAAUUGGGUGAGGUUGAUGAAGGAAUUAACGAGGAGAAGGAGCUGCGGCUGCUGUCAUCUUUAACAAGGUUACGGCUGUACCGGUUACCUGAGCUCAAAUGUAUUUGGAAGGGGCUCACUAGACAUGUCAACCUCCACAGCCUUUACAAACUGACAUUUAUCUUCACACCGUCCCUCGCUCAAAGUCUAAUUCAUCUGGAAACACUACGGAUAGAAAAUUGCAGUGGAUUGAAGCGUCUUAUCAGAGAGAAGGAUGACGAAGGAAUUAACGAGGAGAAGGAGCUGCCGCUACUGACAUCUUUAACAACGUUACGGUUGUCAGAUUUACCUGAGCUCAAAUGUAUAUGGAAGGGGCCUAGACAUGUCAGCCUCCAAAGUCUUAUUUAUCUGGAGUUGUUGUCUCUUAACAAACUGACAUUUAUCUUCACACCGUCCCUCGCUCGAAGUCUUAUUCAUCUGGAAACACUACAGGUAAAACAAUGCUAUGAAUUGAAGCGUCUUAUCAGAGAACAGGAUGGUGGUGACAGGGAAAUAAUUCCAGAGUCUCUUCGCUUCCCAGAAUUACAAACUCUCUCUAUAGGUGAAUGUGAUAAACUGGAACAUGUCUUUCCUGUCUCCGUGUCUCCAAGUCUUCUGAACCUGGAACAUAUGAUGAUUUCUUCUGCUUAUAAUUUAAAGCAAAUAUUUUACAGUGGAGAAGGAGAUGCACUCACUAGAGAUGGAAUCAUCAACUUCCCUCAGCUAACAAAAUUGUCUCUUUCAAGUUGCAGCUUUUUUGGUCCAAAGAGUUUUACUGCCCAAUUGCCUUCUUUGCAAGUGUUAACAAUUCAAGGCUACGAAGAAUCGGAUAAUUCGUUGGCACAACUACAAGGGUUAACAAGUUUGGAAAAAUUAUAUUUGUACUUUGUGUAUGUACCUAACAUGAGCUGUAUAUGGAAACGUCUCCCGCUUAGCAAUUUGACUAUUUUAGUGGUGAGGAACUGUAAGAGACUAAGAUAUGUAUUUACAGACAUCAUGAUUGCUAGUUUAGUUCAACUGAAAGAUCUAAAGAUAUCAACUUGUAAGGAUUUGGAGCAAAUAAUUGCUAAGAAUAAUGAUGAUGAAAAGAAUCAAAUAUUAUCAGGAAGUGAUCUCCAAUCUUUAUGCUUCCCCAAUUUGUGUCGACUUGAAAUUAGAAGAUGCAACAAGUUGAAGAGUCUCUUCCUAGUAGCCAUGACUUCAGGUCUCCCAAAGCUCCAAAUACUUAAAGUAAGUGAAUCCUCUCAACUAGUGGGAGUAUUUGGGCAGGAUGAUCAUGCUUCACCUGUUAAUGUUGAGAAGAAGAUGGUGCUCCCUUAUCUACAAAAGUUGUCUCUAAAAGAAUUACCAAGCAUUGUCUGCUUCAGUCUUGGGUGUUAUGAUUUCUUAUUCCCUUGUUUGGAGAAGUUGGAGGUGUAUGAAUGUCCAAACCUGACCACAAAAUUUGCUAUUAGAACAAAUGGUUCAAUGAGUGCUCAAUCAGAGGUAUCUCAAGUAGCUGAGGAUUCAAGAACUGGUUUCUUCGUGCCAACCACCACUCGUAGAAUGUGGACCCGAAAUAAUGGGUGGGGAGAGGAAGAGGAAUGGGAAGAUGAAGAUGAAGAUGAAGAGGCAGAGGAAUGGGAGUUGGAAGAGGAAGAUGAAGAUGAAGAUGAAGAUGAAGAUGAAGAUGAAGAGACAGAGGAAUGGGAGAUGGAAGAGGAAGAGGAAGAGGAAGAAGACGAGGAUGGAGGUGGUCAUGAUGAUUAA